This is a messenger RNA of Drosophila biarmipes, 712 nucleotides long. RefSeq names its product larval cuticle protein A2B (gene Cpr30F). Gene Ontology annotation, cellular component: extracellular matrix. NCBI's taxonomy places the organism in Eukaryota, Metazoa, Arthropoda, Insecta, Diptera, Drosophilidae. The transcript has a single exon. The record is from RefSeq and is a predicted model, not a curated record. The annotation marks the transcript as partial.
UUCCAGCUCGUUUCACUCUUCAUCCUGGGCGUUGGAGCCGCCGCCGCCAUCGAGCUGCCCAUCAGCCCCGUUUACCACUCACCCGCGGCCCUGGUGAAGCCCCUGCUGAAGACCAUCGAGGUGGAGGCUCCUGCCCACUACGACUUCGCCUACUCGGUGCACGACGAGCACACCGGCGACAUCAAGAGCCAGACGGAGUCCCGGAAGGGCGACCAGGUCCAGGGUCAGUACACGCUGAUCGACGCCGAUGGCUAUCUGCGCACCGUGGACUACACCUCGGAUGCCCACAACGGCUUCAACGCGGUGGUGCGUCGCGAUCCCCUGGGCCAGAAGGUGAUCAAGGCCGCGCCCGUUGCCAAGCUCUUGGCCCCCGCUCCUCUGCCCCUGGCCUACGCGGCCCCCAAGCUCCUGGCCCCCGCCAAACUGCCCCUCGGCCUCUACCACUAGGCUCUGGCCAGGAUUGAUCGAGAGAGAUAGCAAACACUGACUUCAUCGCAUCGACGACGACCCAUCCGCAUCCGCAUCUGUAUCUGUAUCUGAACUAUUGCUCAACUACCCAGAAACCUCGUAUCAUAUCAUACUUCCUCUGUUCCUUUCCUUUUCUCCUCUUCUCUGAUAUCUUUACUAAGACUUUUCGGCUCUCAGUCAUUCAAAGCGCCAUAACUCGAUGACUGGAGAGCCCCUAUCUCAUCUAUGUAAUACUAUGUGUAAA